Molecule: messenger RNA, 2157 nt
Organism: Eremothecium sinecaudum
Lineage: Eukaryota; Fungi; Ascomycota; Saccharomycetes; Saccharomycetales; Saccharomycetaceae
Gene: SEC1
Product: Sec1p
Exons: 2
Coding region: 1-2157 (718 amino acids)
Biological process (GO): intracellular protein transport; vesicle-mediated transport
Cellular component (GO): secretory granule; plasma membrane
Molecular function (GO): syntaxin binding
Source: RefSeq, a predicted model, not a curated record
AUGUCAGACUUGAUAGUAUUACAAAGGGACUAUAUAAUUUCCUGUUUAAACAGCAUUAGAACUGAUAAUGGGAUAAAGUUCCUGGUGAUAGAUAGUUUAGUUGACGAACUGUUUAAUUAUCUAUUUGUGGAACGAAAUGAACUUUUGUCUCAUGUGACUGCUGUGGAUUUGAUUGAUUCUAGAUCAAGGGUUGGGAAACCUUCGGUGGAUGUUAUAUAUAUGAUCAGCGCCACCAAGUUUAAUAUCAGCAGCAUUGAAGCGGAUUUCUCCACUAGUCCUACGAGGUACCGGCGGCAUCAUAUUCGGUUUAUGCCAGGGUUUACGCCUGAAUUGGCCUAUUAUUUGAAAUCGAAGCGUUACGUAUCACAAUAUAUGGCAUCGCUGUCUGAAAUCAAGUGUUCAUUUAUACCAAAAGCACAUAAUUUCUUUGAGACUAUGGGUAUAGAUCAAUCUACUCAAAUUUUUUUCAACCCUCAGUGCAAAGAUCUCAUAGAGCAAGCUAUACAAAAAACUGUUCAAAGUUUGUUAAAUAUUUGUAUCGUUACGGGAGAAUAUCCGAUUGUCAGGUAUUCAGAGCCUAAUCGGGAUGUAUUGGAGGUUUGUAGGGCUACUGUACUUGCUAAACGCCUAGCGUUUGAAUUUCAAAGUGCUUUGGAUGAUUACGCUAGACAAAAUGAGGACUUUCCCCCUUCUAAUCCUAGGCCUCGUUCAGUAUUGAUUAUCACUGACCGCUGCUUGGAUUUAAUGAGCCCACUGGUCCACGAUUUUUCCUACCAGUGUAUGGCAUAUGAUUUGGUUAAUGAUCUAGAUUUGCGAACUGCGGUUUACCGUUACGAAGCAGAGAAUGAACGAGGUGAAAUGGAGAAGAAAAGUUCAAAACUAUUGGAUCUGGUUGACCCUGAUUGGGUUGAAUUAAAGCAUCAGCAUAUUGCAGAUGCAAGUGAAGCACUCAACGAGAAAAUCAAUGACAUGAUAUCCAAGAACCCACUUUUAGUUGACAGAAGCAAAGUUAAAACGACUACAGAUUUAUUAAGUGUCGUGGCUCAUUUGAAAGACUUUGACGAAGUAAGAAGGAGAAUUACCUUACAUAAAAAGUUAAUUGAUCAGUGCUUGGAGUUGUCGAAACAACGAGGUUUGGUUGAAUUAUCAUACAUGGAGCAAUCUCUUUGUGGAUAUGGUAUUGAUUUUGAGGGUAAUAAGGUGAAGCAAUUAGCUGAAGAAUUAGUUACAAUGCUCGCUGAAGAUGCUCCUUCUAUUACAGAUAAAAUACGUUAUAUGAUAGAAUAUGCGAUGCUUAAAGGUGGUUUAAUUGAAAGUGAUUUUGCUAAACUCCUCGCUUUCAUUGGGAUUGAAAAGGACCACGGUUAUUUUCAACAUUUUAUGAUACUCUUCAAGAAUUUUCGGUACUUGGGUUUCAAGCUUGUUAAGGCUGACGUCAAAGCUGCGCCAUUUGAGAAAGAGUGGAUGCAUGAUACUGUUACCAAUGACCCAAAUAUUUAUCAAACCUCGAGAUUUGUACCUGCACUCGCAAAUAUUUUAUCGAGUACCAUUACCAAUCCUUUACUUGUUAGCGAGGCCUCUUUUCCUUAUGUUAAAGACAAACCCAUAGAGUUAUUAGAUCCAGAAUCAGGUACUUCAUUAGCUGCGUCAAGCUACACAAGCUCUCUUAGGAAUCCAAGGCACAAGGCAUCAUGGGCUAAGACUAACAGUCAAUCGAAGUUACCCAAGCAGAGGUUUUUUUACUACAUAAUUGGAGGCAUAACAAACAUCGAAUUAAAAGCCGCCUAUUCCCAGGCUCAAUUGAAAAAUAAAGAUAUAUUCAUAGGUAGUGAUGCAGUAUUGACCCCUCUAAAGUUUAUGCAAACAGUGGAAAAGUUGUCUGAGAGCAGGGCUAGAUUAAAACUUCAGUAUGAUGAGCCGGUCCCGAGUGCGAUACCUGAAAAUUUAGCUCAUCAGAGGCCCCUUGUCCCGGAACAAACAGAAGAGCGGCCAAAUACCCAACCAAAUGUACAUCGUGUAAACCCAAAGUCUACUGGUGAGGAGAUGGGUCACACGUCAAUUACACCGACCCAAACCGUUAGUAAUGAAACUCCAUUAGAACACGUAAACGAAAAGGAGAAAAGACGCCAUAAGUUUAAGAAAUUCUUGAGAAAAUGA